This is a messenger RNA of Folsomia candida, 1705 nucleotides long. RefSeq names its product protoheme IX farnesyltransferase, mitochondrial (gene Cox10). Gene Ontology annotation, biological process: heme biosynthetic process. Gene Ontology annotation, cellular component: mitochondrion; membrane. Gene Ontology annotation, molecular function: protoheme IX farnesyltransferase activity. The coding region runs from base 252 to 1589 and encodes 445 amino acids. The record is from RefSeq and is a predicted model, not a curated record. The transcript has 7 exons. NCBI's taxonomy places the organism in Eukaryota, Metazoa, Arthropoda, Collembola, Entomobryomorpha, Isotomidae.
UCACGAGCCCAAAUAAUUUUUUAGCAAGUCCGGUUUUGCUUUGACUGUAUUUUCCAAAUAUUUAAAGUUUUUGACAAAUUUUGAAAAUUAUUCGAGUGGUAAUAAUAAAUUGUAAUACGUCUGUGAAAGGUGGAACUGAUCUAAUUUGAGAAGCAGAAUCUUUUGUCAAUACGAAAAUGUAGAGAGAAAGUAAACCCGAGUCACAAGCUUCAAAAAUUUUGGCGAAGCUAAAUUGUUGGAAGGUCAUCACCAUGAUUCGUCUAGUCACCUGUCAGCUAUGCAAUACCAAUGUGGCGAUGAAGGCUUUCUCGUCAUCGUCGUCUUCAGUUUGGACAACACCAGUGCGAGCUUUUUCUCUAGGGAAGAUUCGUUGGAGAAAACCUGCUACUGCUGCGAGAGAAGAAAUAGACCAAGAUCCAAUUAUUUCUAACAAAAUUGAAAGUCGACCAGUCGAUGUAGCAUCGCCAGUUUCAGCGCCUAUUACCUCCUCGCCACCACCACACGUACUCCCCUCCACGUCCCAUAUAUCCGACGCCCCCCUUAAACUACUAAACUCGGUUCCACCCACAUUUUUAAGAAACGCUGUUGCUCAAACACAUCAAUUAGAGUAUACAAAAUUGCCCUCGUAUUACUUAUCGCUGUCGAAAUCGCGUCUCACCGGCCUCGUCGUUGUGACGGCAAUGGCUGGCUAUGCAAUGGCCCCUGCGUCCUUUGCUCUUCUCCCAUUUGCGAGUUUGACUCUCGGAACGGCACUAACUUCCGCUGCGGCAAAUACGAUCAAUCAGAUUAUGGAGGUGGAAUAUGACGCCCAGAUGGACAGGACGAAGAAUAGAGUGCUCGUUCAGAGGCACUUGAGUAUGACCCACGCCAAAGUUUUCGCCGCCCUUACUGGUCUCGGUGGCGUUGGUAUAUUAGCAAUUGGCGCAAAUCCACUCACUGCCCUGCUUGGUGGGUUUAACUUGGCCUUGUACACCUGUGCCUACACCCCAUUAAAAAGGAGAACGAUUGCAAACACAUGGGUUGGAUCGGUCGUUGGUGGAAUUCCCCCCAUCAUGGGAUGGGUUGCUUGCACGGGGGAAUUGUCCCAUGGAGCGCUCCUCCUCGGCGGAAUCUUAUAUGCUUGGCAGUUUCCACAUUUUAACGCAUUAUCGUGGAAUAUAAGGAAAGACUAUGAUAAAGCGGGAUACAAAAUGAUGGCGAUUUCACAUCCUGAUCUGUUGAAAACCACUUCACUCCGAUACAGUCUUGGAAUAAUUGCAAUGUCUAGUCUCGCUCCCGUUUGUAAUGUCACCUCGUGGACGUUCGUCUUUGAUUCACUCCCACUAAACGGAUACUUGGUCUAUUUAGCAUACAGAUUCUAUAAAGACGGAGAUUCAGCGAGUUCCAGAAAACUAUUUAGAUUUACGCUAAUCCAUCUCCCAAUCUUAAUAGUAUUAAUGAUGAUUAGUAAGAAAAAUUAUGACAAGCCGUGCCCGCCCGUAGUUGGAGAAGGGGGAUUAGAAGCGGUGGCAGCAACAGUGUCCUCAAUCAUCGUAUCUGGAAUUCAACCUCCACAAAAUCCAGUUCUACUAGAAAUUUCACAAACUUAAGAACGUAAUCAGAUAUAUAGUAAUAAGAAGCUUAAUAGGUUAGUGAAACUAUGUACGAAUGCAAAAAAUGUCAUUGAAUAAAUCAAUCCUGACGAGAUUAACAUGUCGAAGUUAAA